AUGUUUUGGCAACUUUUCCCUGAUUCUGAGGUUUUUAGACGUUUUAUUCUUACUUGUGAGGCUCCAACCCUAUGGGAGGCCCUUCGAUUGAUAGCCAGGCAUGAGAAAAAAGACAUGAAGCAAAUUUCAGUUAUUUUAGUUGUUGAUGACCCAGAGUAUUUGACCGAAGGUUGGAAUCGUUUGGAACAUUUCAUUGCAACCUUUUGUUCAUUAAAAUCUAAGGUACUAUGUGAAAAUGAGCUGACAACAAUUUCAGAAAUUCAUGCUGGAACACGUCUACAUUUGAAUGAUGAUUCCGAAUUCAAGAAUCAUCACUUAAAACUGAAAUGUGCUAUUCAUCAUGUGAAUACAAAUUCUGCUACUUGUGGUAAAAAAGAGUGGAUAUUGAAUGUGAAGGUGCAUGUGUCAAUGUUCGGUAAGGUAAACAUUAUCACAAAUGCACAAUCUGCUCCAUAUUGUGACUCUUUUCUUGGGUUAGACCAAUCAAAAAAUAAUAAUCCAAAUGAAGUUCAUCAGGCUAAAAGGUGGAAACUAAAAUCACCUUCUCUGAAUGAUUAUCAAAAUGAACGAAACAAACCUGCACGUGAUAAAGACUUUUUAUUCUUUUUACAACUGCCCAAACUACAAUUUCGAACUUCCGAUGGACUCUGGGAUCGUGGAUGGCUCCAAACGGAAAGAAUACUUUAG
Molecule: messenger RNA, 687 nt
Organism: Entrophospora candida
Lineage: Eukaryota; Fungi; Glomeromycota; Glomeromycetes; Entrophosporales; Entrophosporaceae
Source: the annotation of a GenBank genome assembly